Vitis vinifera (wine grape) is the source of this 2134-nucleotide messenger RNA. RefSeq names its product pentatricopeptide repeat-containing protein At1g31790. The record is from RefSeq and is a predicted model, not a curated record. The coding region runs from base 222 to 1631 and encodes 469 amino acids. The transcript has 2 exons. NCBI's taxonomy places the organism in Eukaryota, Viridiplantae, Streptophyta, Magnoliopsida, Vitales, Vitaceae. Gene Ontology annotation, biological process: RNA modification. Gene Ontology annotation, molecular function: protein binding; RNA binding.
UAAGUUUGAAAUUUCAUCAAAUGUUUUACUUAUUUUGAGUGAGAUGAGAGGUGAGUAAAAAUAAAAAAUGGGAAUGAUAAGGAAAGUUUUCAAUGAAAUUUCAAACCUAUGAUAGGGUAUAUUUAGCUAAAAAGAUGAAUGCUGUGUUAUUUGAGUAACUAAUUAGAUGAAAAUUUCACCUCCAACCAACAUCAUCUGGACGGUGGUUUGCAAGUGAAGAGAUGGUGAUCUUUUUGGGAUUUUGCAAGUUGGUGAUUCAACCCAUCUUCUUGUCAAUGGAAAUUGUAUCACACUGGCAUUACCAAAAAGCAGGCUUCCAUGCUGCUCCUUGCGACAAAUACAAGAUUAGCAACGUCAGUAGCCACUGCAUUCAAUUCCGACUGCCGAUGCCCAAACCACAAGCCCAUCAUCCAGGGACUAUAACGAUAAUACAACCCCCUAAAAUCAACUCCACUGCAUUCAAUGAUGAUGAUGAUUGCAAGGGCAGCAAUAAGAAGAAGAAGAAGAAGGAGAAGAAGAAGGAGAAGAAGAAGAGCAAUAGUAAUGCCACCCCCACUACUUCAACACCUACAGACAUCUUACGCUUGAUGGAUGGGCUUGGCCUUCCCAUCCCUCCAGAUAUCUACGCUUCUCUCAUCAAAGAAAGCUCCACCACCGGCGACGCCACACAAGCUACCCAAUUGCUUGCUCACAUCAACAGGAGCGGCCUCCCACUCAGCUCAGCUUUGCUUAACCGAAUCUUGCUCAUGUACGUUUCAUGCGGUCUCAUCCACACUGCCCGUCACAUGUUUGAUAAAAUGAACGUCCUCAACAAGAAUUCCAUUUCUUGGGCUAUCAUGCUCGCUGCUUAUAUGGACAAUGGUUUUUAUGAAGAAGCUAUAUUUUUGUUUGUGCAAAUGAUGGAGCUUCAUAGCACCAUCAUGCUCGAACUCCCCGCAUGGAUUUUUAUCUGCGUUCUCAAGGCAUGCGUCCACACCAUGAACUUGACACUGGGGAAGCAAGUCCAUGGAUGGUUACUAAAGGUGGGUUAUGCGACCAAUUUGUUUCUCAGUUGCUACUUAAUCAGCUUCUAUGGGAAAUUCAGAUGCCUGGAUGAUGCUGAUUUUGUCUUUGAUCAAACCUCAGAGCGUAAUACUGUGAUUUGGACUGCCAAGAUGGUCAACAAGUGUCAGGGAGAGUAUAUGCAUGAGGCGCUUGUUGCCUUUACAGAGAUGGGGAGGGCCGGAGUAAAGAGGAACGAGUUCACAUAUUCCAGUGUUCUUAGGGCUUGUGGGAGGAUGAAGGACCAUGGGCGUUGCGGUCGACUGAUCCAUGCCAGUACAAUCAAGCUUGGUUUGGAGUCAGAUAUAUACGUGCAGUGUGGGUUGGUUGACAUGUAUGGAAAAUGUGGGCUACUGGUAGAAGCGAGAAGGGUUUUUGAGACUGUGAGUGACACCAACAAGACAAACAUUGUGUGUUGGAAUGCCAUGCUUACUGGAUACAUAAGGCAUGGGUUGUAUAUUGAGGCAAUCAAAUUUCUUUAUCAGAUGAAGGCAGCUGGAAUUCAACCCCAAGAAUCACUCCUUAAUGAGCUCAGGAUUGCUUGUGGGAGUACUACUCUUGAAAACAAGACUGAUGGAAUGCAGAUAUAAUCAGGCACAUAGGUACCAUGUUCAGUGGAUCGGAUCAAUUUCCACACGCCAUAGUUCGUUGUGUUGGAUGUCUCUACAGCACAAUUUCCACACAUGCCAUAGUUCGUUGUGUUGGAUGGCACAGGUUCUUGGCGUAUGGUGAAGAUACUUGCCGAUCCCACUACAGGUUGUAGCUAUUGAAAAUUGGGAUCAAUCAUAAUGUGUAACAUAUAUAAUUUGUUUUUAUUGUUUUAGACGCAACAAUGAAAACAGGCAUUAUUGAACACAUAUCAAAGUCCAAGUUGGGCCCAAGUUGAAGACACACCAAAGCCCAAGCUCAAGCCUAGGACACACCAAGGUGUAGGUCAAAGUUGAAGAGAUGCCAAAGUCCAAGCCCAAGCUAAGAGGGACCAAGAUUCAAACCGAGUCAGGAAAGUCAAAUUUCACUUUAGAAGAAUUAAAGCACCAACUAGAGAUUGUGUGUCAUUCCUAAAAUUAAUAAAAUCUCUACAUUGUUCUAAUCC